AUGGAACAAGAUUUAGAUGUUGUGGAUUUAGUUUCAUCACUUUUGGAUUCUGGCAAAUACAAAGAAGCACUGAAUAAAAUUGAAAAGAAAUGUGCUAAUUCUUUCAAAGAUAAUUGUUGGGAUUUGAUAUCUGUUGUUGUUGGUAAGAUCCAGAUUGAUACAAUGAUAAUAAAACCAUCACUUUAUGGGACAUGUGAAGAAUUAUUGGCAAUUAUAGUUCAAAAAGCAUCUCCUGAAGAAGCUCUAUUAGAGUUCAUUGAACAAAUAGAAGUUGCGAAAAAUGAUGCACAGUUUGCCAUUAUAUUAGAGCCAUUACAACAACUUCUCCUUAAACUAUCUAUUAAAAGGGGUAGAUCUUUAGAAUGGUGUUUAAACUCAAUUAGCACCUAUAUUGAAACAAUUCCAAUACCAGAACAUCAUUUAGAAGAAAAAGAAAGAUUAUUAAUGGAUUGUGAUCCUAAUAUUAGGCGGAUAAUUAAAAUUUAUUCUUUAUUGCCACCUUUCAUCAGUCCUUUUGUGAAAGAAACAGCAGUGUCUAAUAUCAAUCAAAGAACAGCAGAAAUUUUGGCUGCAUUUUUGAUUAGCUUGCUCGGUAAACCUUUAAUUUAUGUGGAUUUAGAUCCUGAUUCUAAUAAAAAUAGUGAAGGUAGGACAUGUGCUAAUACUAUCAUUCAAGAUAUAUGCACAUUGGUCAAAAAUAUAUACAAAUUUUUAGAAUAUGUAGAAUUACAUUUUAAACAAGAUCAGAAACAAAAAUCUAAGAAUAUUGUUGUUAGUGAUAGUGAAGAGGAGUUAUCACCAUAUGACCAUAAAGAGAAAAUUAAUAUGACAACAUUAUCAGGCCUAUUCUAUACUACUUUAUCCGGACAAUUCACGCUACCAGAUUUUGCUUUACCAUUGGUUUAUUCUUCAGAAUAUGUGACAAAUAUAGUGUUGCUUUGUGUAGUGCAUCUUCUAAGUUUUGUACAAUAUGGUCCUCUUGCUAAGGGCAUAUCUCUAUGUUAUAAAAUAUUGAACAAUGGUUCUAAUAACUUUAUUCAUACAACUCUCAGUAAUCCAGUCCAUUAUAAAUUAUGCAAAAGCUUAGUUAAUAUAUCAAUUUAUUCAAGCUAUGACUAUACUCGUAAGGAAGCAGUGAAAUUAAUCGAUAAUCAUAUUAUGAAGUUUGAUUAUAAAGGCAGAUGUAUGCUUAUUAAAUUCAUACUGGAUACAGCAAACCAUUCAGGAAUGAUAGGGUUUGCAAUAACUUUAUAUAAAAAAUCAAUAGAUAAAGCUUUCCAAGAGCCAGAGUUACCAGAAUGUUUUACUGGUGUGCACUUAAUGGGUAUGAUCAAAAAGAUUUGUUAUUUACCUCAUGGUCCUGAAUCAGACUUAGUAGAGUUAGCAGAUCAAAUAAUUACUGCAUUAAAUUUUCUUAGAUAUUUAGCAUUGAAAGACACUUGCAAUAAGACUGGAAUCAGAGAGUAUUUUUCACUCAUAGAAGAUGAUUACUUGAAAAAUUUGAGAACUGGUCUAAAUAUGUCUAAAGCACAUUAUGAAGUGAAACUGAAGGAUAUAGAAGAAGCUAAAGCAUUGCCAGAGGAACAAGUUGAAGUCUCAAUUAAUGUUGGUGGAAACAUACUUGAUAAAAUACCUACAGAAAACAAAAAACAAAUCAUACAUUCAGCAUUAAAUGCUUUUCAUUUAAUAGAAGGUUUAGUGGCACGCUUAUCUGAGUGUAUUAUUGUUAAUAAAACUCAAGUUGUUGCA
This is a messenger RNA of Brenthis ino (lesser marbled fritillary), 1749 nucleotides long. The record is from the annotation of a GenBank genome assembly. Lineage: Eukaryota; Metazoa; Arthropoda; Insecta; Lepidoptera; Nymphalidae.